Molecule: messenger RNA, 1110 nt
Organism: Rotaria sp. Silwood1
Lineage: Eukaryota; Metazoa; Rotifera; Eurotatoria; Philodinida; Philodinidae
Source: the annotation of a GenBank genome assembly
AUGGCUGGUGUAGAACCUAUAAAAGCUGAAGUUGUUUUGGGCUGGAUUGUGUUUCUAUUAAUUAUGAAAAAUAUUGUUCUCUUGAUCCUACUAGCAGUUCUUCGUCGGCGAGCUGGUGUAUUUCGAGCACCUGAAGACGUCGAGCAGUUCCAUGGGCAACAUUGCAAUUGUCAAUGUGGUCCUAGUAAUUACUCACCAUCAGCUAGUUGUUCAACAUCAGAACAAUGUGCACAAAUAUGUUAUUGGGGUUAUUCUGCCUGUAUCAAAGGAUAUAGUAGAGGAUGUUGUGGCAGUUUACCAUGUUCGUGGUACACUGGAGAAGAAGUUUACAAUGAACCCGGAACAUGUAUUUGCAAAUGUUCAGGUCCAUGGAGUAGCUCCUCUUAUGAUAGGGGUAGUGCUGAAGCUAGUUUAUGUGCAAAAUCUACUUGCCAAUCAGCUUGCCGAUACUUAUAUCCAAGUUCAUGUGGAACUUACAUAAAUGAAGCUUAUUGUUCUAAUGUUGCAGUCUGUUUUUCUGGUGAUAGUCACGUUCAAUUAAUUGAUGGAACUUCGAAAAAAAUUGGUGAACUACAAUCUGGUGAUCUUGUUUAUGCUUAUGAUGGUUUUAAACUUGUCAGUGCAGAAAUGAUCAUGAUGUUAGAUCGUCAAGCAUCUACUAAGACUAUAUUCCAUACUCUCAAAACUGAAUCAGAUCAUCAGUUAAGUUUAACAUCAUAUCAUUUGAUCGCUAUUGUUUCAUCCAAUGGAAAACCUACCUACAAACCAGCUAAAGAUUUACAAAUUCAUGAUCGACUUUUUAUUCUUUCGAACAAUCAACUUGUAUCAUCACCUAUUGUUGAAAUUAUAAUUGAUAUUAAAACAGGAUACUAUGCCCCAUUUACUAGUGUAUUAUUUGUCAAUGGUAUUCUAUCAAGUUGUUACGCUAAUGUAAAGAGUCAUGAUGCUGCACAUUUUUAUAUGUCAUCAUUGAAAUGGCUUUAUUAUAUUAGUCGAUUCUUAAUGAUCAAUGAUCCAUUUGGAACAUCAUCUAAAGAUGGUAUCCAUUGGAUACCAAGAUUAAUGUUUGAAUUUGGUCAACGAUUUCGACCAUCAACACUUCUUUUGUAA